AUGGCGCCACUAGCCACUCGACAAAGUCACUCCCUGAGUCCCGGUAUCCCACGUCUUCCCGCACGACCUCCAAACACGCCGGUCAAAGUCCAUAAGGAAAUUGACCCCGUAGUAUUCUUUGAGCUAUUUGCCGGAACUGUUGGAAUAUUUAUAAUCGCUGUCGUGUUUUGGAAGGUUGGGGGGUUCAUCAGACGAUUCAAUCGAAGCAAGGUGUUGAGAGCAGGCAAAAAUACAAACACCCGAUACGCACGCACAUGGUAUGGCUGGGUUAAGCGUCCGACACACGAGAGAAACAAAAGGGUAAUUCAUGACUUCUUCAGUCGAAUUUGGAAGUUGAUGACGUGGAAAUCGACUCGAGACGACUAUACUUGGAUUUGGUGGGAUCCUGGCGACGUGGAAAAGCAAAAGCACCGUCGAGAACCGAAAAGAUUUCGUUGGCUACCAGAUUGGCUCAAGAGCUAUGAUGAUUCUCCGACUGCCGAUGAAAUCUGGAAUCCUUCGCGGCCCAAAUGUCAUGGAGCUUUGAAGGAAAGUGUUUCAAUGCCCCAAACUGUUCCAGCGCCGGCCUCUGUGCGGCCGCAAGCUCAAGAAGACAUACCGGGACAAACCCUGCCACGGAAAUCUACGUUGGUCAAUAAUCAACCAAUUAUCACUCGUUCAAUUCUCGAGGAACUUCUCAGGGACCCACUGCAGCCAAAUGAUGGCAGUUCUGAUGACCAACCCUGGUUCAAUUCUCGCAAGAAUGCAGCAAAGCCAGCUACCCGUGCACCGAUGCCGUUUCAGCAGGUCCAAUCAUUACCAUACCGACAGAAUAAAUCUUACCAGAUCCGAGGGUCGAUACCAUGGUCGCGUGGUGAGGGAUCUCAGGCUAUCUCAUGUCAGAUCCAAUCUGUCAUGCAACAUGAGGAUUUCCAAUAUGAGCUAGCGGAGCCAAAAGGCUCAAUGCACACAGAAUUACCUAAACCACUCCAUCGACAUAGUAAUCAUGGCAGAUACCGUGGAUGGUCAGCCCGACUGCAGAUGGGGCCCAAAGAGGGGGUAUUUGACAACAUAAGGGAUUCAUCUGGCCCUCCCGGGACGCCAAGGUCCGAAUUGUUGGUUAGCUAUGUCUCUGACUCCAGCUCUUCCAUUCGUGGUCAUCUCAAGAGGCAGCGAAAUCGUACCGAAGGACGCCUGCAUAUCUCCGAAGAUAGAACAUCGUUCACUUCCAGACUCCUCAUUGGAAAUCAGGUUCUGUUUGCUAAUGAACGGCGGACAUAUACCAAAACUAUCCAAUGGAAUUCGGCCCCGGCCAGAAGUAAUUUUCGAGGAAAAGGGACCAAUUCGAAAGCCAGACCAGCGUUGUCUGAUGAAUGGCGAUUUAUGUGUGACUCAAAACAUCCCGGCCAGUCCCGCCGUCAAGGAAAAAGGCCAGACAUAGACCUCACUCGAUGCUCCGCAGAUCAAAUCCAGCUCAAAACAGGAAGCGCUGUCGAUGAGUUGAGUGAUUGGGAGGUCAGGAUGAUGGAGAGGCUGGAUCGGAAACUGUUAUGGCUCUUCAAUGAAUUCACCCCGGGGCAAAAGCCAUACCAUUUUGCCUUGCUAGCCAACCACUGGCUGAAUAGAGAAACAUGGUUGGUCUAUGAUCCCGUAUCAAGAGUUUCCACCGAUGCACGUCGGGUGCGGGGAGACCCACGAUUCAACGUUCCUUAUCCUCGGCCAGUCUUCAGUCCCAGACCAAAGUACCCUAUAUCCAGAAGGAAACGCGCACAGACUCCUCGUAUAGACUCCUGGCGGGCCGCAGUGAACAAGCAGCGGAAGGUAUCUGGCAUACGAGACGCCAUUCGCACUAUUACACUGUAUGAUGAAUCGAUCGAGGAACCGCCAGAUGGUCAUGUCGAUACAGGCUGCUGGCUUUUGCCAAAGCCACCCCAAGGCUUUGAAAUUUCCACUGCGCAGAAGAAUGCCUGGUAUGAAGGAGGGGCAGGCUGGCAAGAGAAGCUUGAUGAUUGGCAACAAGUCCACCGGGGAUAUCGUGUCCACAAAGCCCUCCAUGAAGGCCGAGUCAAUCGGGGCAGGAUCAAGGAGGUGGCAGCUCAAGUCAACAAGUGCUGUCGUACUGCGUCCGGGAAACUGAUCCCAAACUAUGAUUUUGAGAAAACAAGAGCUCCAAACUUCCUUGUCUCGUGA
This is a messenger RNA of Penicillium psychrosexuale, 2169 nucleotides long. RefSeq lists its product as uncharacterized. The transcript has a single exon. The record is from RefSeq and is a predicted model, not a curated record. The coding region runs from base 1 to 2169 and encodes 722 amino acids. NCBI's taxonomy places the organism in Eukaryota, Fungi, Ascomycota, Eurotiomycetes, Eurotiales, Aspergillaceae.